This is a messenger RNA of Meyerozyma guilliermondii ATCC 6260, 360 nucleotides long. It is a transcript of the gene SOH1, whose product is annotated as Soh1p. NCBI's taxonomy places the organism in Eukaryota, Fungi, Ascomycota, Pichiomycetes, Serinales, Debaryomycetaceae. The transcript has a single exon. Gene Ontology annotation, molecular function: transcription coregulator activity. The record is from RefSeq and is a predicted model, not a curated record. Gene Ontology annotation, biological process: regulation of transcription by RNA polymerase II. The coding region runs from base 1 to 360 and encodes 119 amino acids. Gene Ontology annotation, cellular component: core mediator complex; mediator complex.
AUGGAAGACUUACCCACCCGGUGGGAGGUGGAACUCGAGUUUGUGCAAUCUCUUGCCAACAUCCAGUAUCUCAGCUACUUAGCCCAGAACGAGUAUCUCAAAAAACCAGAAUUCUUGGCGUAUCUCGAAUAUUUGAACUACUGGAGACGUCCGGAAUAUGCUCGUUAUGUGGUUUAUUCCAAUUGCUUGCACAUUUUAACAUUGUUACAAACACAGGAGUUUCGUGACAAUAUCGUCAAGCCUGAGUUUAUUAACAUGUUGAUGAACGAUAUGGUGAAGCGGUGGCAAGAUUCUGAUGAUGUGACGUUCACACCGACGGAGAAUGGGGAAAAAAAGAGUGAGGGUGAAAAGGAGAAAUAG